AUGAAUUAUUUGCCUUAUUCAAGAAGCAAUUACUUAUCAAAAAACCUUUAUUAACCUGAACCUAUUCUAUUUUAUUUUGAUUUUGAAAACAUUAUUUUUAUUCAAUAUCCACAGAUCUUAGCUAUUUAAAGUUAAGAAAUUUUUAGAUGUUACGAUAUUCAAAAAUAAUUAAUUAUUUCAAUUCAAGAGAUAGUACAUCAUUCUGCCUGUUACAUAAUUGUUGCAUUACAAAUCUAAACAUGA
Molecule: messenger RNA, 243 nt
Organism: Paramecium octaurelia
Lineage: Eukaryota; Ciliophora; Oligohymenophorea; Peniculida; Parameciidae
Source: the annotation of a GenBank genome assembly